This is a messenger RNA of Nannizzia gypsea CBS 118893, 756 nucleotides long. RefSeq names its product mRNA 3'-end-processing protein yth1. The coding region runs from base 1 to 756 and encodes 251 amino acids. Gene Ontology annotation, molecular function: metal ion binding; RNA binding. The record is from RefSeq and is a predicted model, not a curated record. NCBI's taxonomy places the organism in Eukaryota, Fungi, Ascomycota, Eurotiomycetes, Onygenales, Arthrodermataceae. The transcript has a single exon.
AUGACCGAAGUCCAGAGAAUUGCGGAUCGGAUAGUCUCUCCCGAUACGCCUCGAGACCCCAAUUUCACCAAGUUUGCCUUUUCAGACUUCGUUGCCAAAUCCUUUAGCUUCGCCCUUGCUUCCGAUGUGCCAGUCUGCAAGGCCUACCGUGAAGGCCAUUGUCCUCUCGGCCCGCUCUGCGCUGAACGACACCCGACUCCAUCUCGCAUAUCGACCUCUUCUUCUCCCGCUAUCGCCCCUUCAUCCACCCACGGAAGCCUGGUAUGCAAACAUUACCUCAAGGGACUGUGCAAGAAAGGGCUGAAAUGCGAAUACUUGCACGAAUAUAACCUACGUCGGAUGCCGGAAUGCCAGUCCUUCUCUCGUAACGGAUUCUGCCCCAACGGGGACGACUGUCUGUACCAGCAUCUCUCUGGAGACGCAAAGUUGCCGCAGUGCGAACACUAUGACCAAGGGUUCUGUCCGCUGGGCCCUAUCUGUGCCAAACGACACGUGAGGAGGAAGCUGUGUCGGUUUUAUCUUGCCGGGUUCUGCCCUGCUGGAAAGACGUGCACUGAGGGUGCUCACCCACGCUGGUCGGAGAACUUACCCAAACCGACAGUCAGGGUGGAAAAGACGCAGGAGGAGAUUGAGAUCGAACGAGCAAGGAUCAGAGAGGAACAGGAGCGCGAGGAAGAGCGGGAGCGCGAAUGGAGGAGAGAGAACCGUGGUCGAGAUGGCAGAUAUCCCCGAGGACGGUAUCGGGGGAAGAGAUGA